Molecule: messenger RNA, 6488 nt
Organism: Homarus americanus (American lobster)
Lineage: Eukaryota; Metazoa; Arthropoda; Malacostraca; Decapoda; Nephropidae
Product: tetratricopeptide repeat protein 17-like
Exons: 20
Coding region: 4-3384 (1126 amino acids)
Biological process (GO): actin filament polymerization
Cellular component (GO): actin cytoskeleton; cytoplasm
Molecular function (GO): protein binding
Source: RefSeq, a predicted model, not a curated record
UUAAUGGUGUUGUGGCGUCUCGCGAUGGAGCAGCGAAGGUUCAGCAUCCGGUGCUUGUUCCUAGCAGUUUACACACUUCUCAUACUGAAGGCCUACUGUACUACACACUGGGUCGUCACCGAAGAUGGCAAAAUACAAGCGCAAAUGGAUUCAAUAUUCCAGUUGCGGAGGCCUUAUGAUUUUUUGGCAUUGGCUCAACAAGAGCAGAGAGCCAUGCAAGUUGAGUCAUUAAAGAGAGAUCUUGUCUCCCAGAAGUCACAGAUUGAUCGCAAUGAAGAUAAAGAUACGCAGCUAGAAGAGAGAAUAUAUCGCACAGACUCAGACUGUGUUCUUGCUGGCCGACCACUCACAGAAUUUGAUUUGUAUGCCAGCACUGUGGUCAACAUGGAGAGUGCAGGCAUUAGGUUGGACGAUCAUUUUGGCCCACCCCCUGGUGUGUCAGACACUUUGCAGGAGCCUGAUUGUGUCUCUUCUUUUGACCUCCCCUUUUCAAUGUUUUCCUAUGAACAUCUUCAGGGUAUCCGUUUCCGAGACAACCUUACUACAAGUGCAGAAGAGGAGCUAUCCACUGUUGGGGGUGAGUCAGAUGUAUCAGUGUGGGGUCACCGUGUUGCCACAGCUCUCACUGCCAACACCUCUUCUUGGGUUCUCUACACUUUAGCAACACAAUAUUGGCGAGUAAAGGCUGAUCCAUUUCAAGCAAUUGAAUGUGUGCGAAGAGCAUUGCACUUUUCACCAAGGAAUUACCGUUACAUUCCAAAAGUUCACCUUGGCAAUGUUCUGCAUCGUGCUAGACGGUCAGAUGAAGCUGUUCUGGUUCUUCAUGCAGCAAUAGACCAUUACCGUCAUUCUCCAGUGGCACAUAUAACUCUUGGAAAUGUAUAUGCUACACUUGCCUUUUAUAAUGUAUCUGUUUUAUGCUUUGAGAAUGCCUUGUACAUGUCUCCGGGUGACCAGAGUUUACGGCGUAGGAAACACGCGGUUCUUUGUCAUUCCAAGCUUGAAGCGGCUUUAGAAAAUCAGCAUCAAUCACUUCAGCGUACUUUAGGAGAACUGAGAGACUAUCAGAAACGUCAUGAAGAAUGGUUAUCCCUCCAGCAAAAGCUACUACUGGAACAGGCCACUCCAGAGAUGAAGCUGGAGUCAAGGUUGGAGUAUGAGGAACAAAAAAUCAGAGAGAGCACUGAUGGGAGAGAUAACCUCUUCCAUCUGCCAGGCCAGGACUGUUUCCAGUACCAGCAGGAUGGCCAUACCUUCCUCAGCUGCAACAUGAGGCGGGAUCAGCUGGAGCAGCGGGGCUCUCCUUCAGAGCUUUUGCUGGACCUUCAGAGUCUUUUACACACUGUGGAGUCUGAAGCCCUCAGGCUUGGACAACAUGUGCUCAAGAGGAAACCACUAUUAAUGUCACAAGUCCCACAGAUAAUGCCAUUGCACCCAACCAAGACUUAUCGGAAUGGUGGUGCUCCAGGUGUACUAGAUAUGACGUUAGGUGAGGGCUUCCCAACGGCAGAACAAUGUGAAAAAGCUCCUCUCUUGCCACAGUGGGAUGAUUUUCCCUCUGUGUUCCUUCCAGCGGAAAAUAAAGGAUUCUCUGUAGAUCGUUUCCUAAGUGAUGACAUUGAUGUAAGCUUCAGUGAGGAACACCCUUUACCCUGGCAUCCACCCAUUUGUGAGAGACUGGCAGAUACAGUUGAGGGGAUCGAUGACAUCCCUGGUAUCAAGGAGCGUCACACACUCACAACACGGAAUCGCGACCCUCAUGCUGUUCCAUACUUAAUGAAGUAUGGGUAUCAAGGUGUGGAGGCUGAAAUCGGACAGCGUAUCAGCAGUGCCAUGAAAAGGGGUGUUGGACCCCAGUGGCUACUUUAUAACUUAGCGGGUCUGUAUUGGCGAGUUCAUGGUAAUCUCUAUAAUGGAGUGGAGUGUUUACGCCGUGCAGUAGCAACGGCACCAGAUGAGUGGCGAGAUGUUCCUCUGGUCAACAUAGCAGCAUUGCUUUACACUGCUGGGCACAUUGAUGAUGCUCUUACACUAACCCUCCAGGCAACGCAAGUAGCUGAUCAUGAACCUGAAACUAAUUUCCUGUUAGCCAAUUUAUACUGUGGAAAGGGGAACUUGACUGGUGCAUGGCAUCAUUAUGAGCGUGUUUUAGCUGCCUCACCCAAUCAUUCAUCUGCUCUUCAAUACCUCACUGCCCUUGCCUGUCACACUCGACCUCCACACUCCAUACGCCCUUUGCCCACAUGCCAAAACCAGGGUGGGGUAGAGGAAGGAGUAUGUACAACUGAUGGUGGCUGCCAGGACUUAGCAGGUAUUGCAUCUAAUGAAGAGAAAAAUGAUGUAGAAGAAGUGAUCAACUUAGAUAUUGAAAAUGAAACUGAGGAGGAAACAGAAGAGGAAAUAUCUUCAACUCCACCACCAGAAGUAACAGAAGAAGAAAGCACAAAAGAGAUUAGUGAUCCACAGGGACCUGAAGCAAAGCUUGGAUUACCUAAUAAGCAAAUUCAUGUCCGCAUUGGUCUGGGUGCUGAAGAUUCAACUGCAACUUAUACUACUGCCGAUGUUGAGGGAUCCACAAACCCAGACACUCCAGUCAUAGAGGAUGACCCAUUACCAGAUGUUCUUCUACGGGUGAGAGAGAGAGUAGCCUCCCCCCCUCCACCACCUCAUGUUUGUGAUCGUGCUAAUAAACUGAGCGACGUCAAACAUUUCACAUCCACUUGGCUCUCUGUUUCAGCAAAGAAUAUAGAUAUAUCUGAAUAUCUUGUGGCGAGUCCUGCAGUGGGUACCCCACUAGAGGAGCCUAUAUGUAGAGGAGAUUUGCCAGCCUCCAUGCACACCCUCGAUCAUUUAGCGGGUAUUAGACAUCGUCAGCUCCUUCCCCACUUCCCUGAAAUGGGUCUGCGGGAAGCUUUACAGACUCUCACAGACCGGACUCCUGUGUCUGUUGAUUUGAUGGCAACAAGAAUUGCGAGAUCACUUCAAAAGAAUGAAACUUCAUGGGUAGUUGCAACAGCAGCAGCUUUAUACUGGCGAGUAGUGGGCAGUGGGGAGCGAGCAGUAGACUGCUUGAGGCAUACUUUACACCAUGCUCCACGCCACAUGAAAGAUAUCCCUCUUAUAUCUCUUGCCAACAUCCUACACAGAGCGGGUCUUUACAACAAUGCUCUUGUGGUAGCAAAUAUGGCAUUGGAAAUUUCACCUAAGUUUGUUGUCAUCCAUUUUACGAUGGCCAAUAUAUAUGCUGCUAAGGGUGAUCUGGAGAAAGCAACUGCCUUUUAUCAAUCUACAUUAGCACUUCAGUCCUCCUUUGAGCCAGCCAGAGAUAGGUUACGAGCUAUUCAAUGUGCCACACUUAGUGAUGAGACCUCUGUAAAAAACUAGGAGUGCUCCAGGUGAUUCUGUUGAACAUUAUGACUUGCUGAAUGUGCCAUAGUUUUCACAGGCAGCAGCUGAAUACCAAUGCAAGUAUUAUUAAAAUCUAAGGGGAAUGUAUACAAUAUUGUAAGAUAUUACAUAAAAAGCAAUGUAAAAGAAAGAAGCUAAUAGUGACGACAUAACCAUUGCCACGUAAUUUGUUUUGAUGGAUUUUUUUUUUUACUAUACUUUCAUUGCUGAGUUUGAUAGAUACUGUAAUUAAGCCCCUAGACUCACACCAUUUUUUUUUUUUUUUUUUUGCGGUUAAACGGCAUGGUGGCCCGAUCCAUGCUGUCACAUCAACAAAAAACAUAAAAUUACACCAUAUAAAAGUAAGUCCUUUAUGUUUAAUAUGGCAGGGAGCGUAGGCCCCUGGCUAAGAAGUUAGGUAAGGUUAGGUAAGUUUCUUUGGUUAGGUUGGUGCCAUCUGCUAACAAUGCUUCAGCCUCUUGUGUUUCUUAUCGACUAAGGUUAGGUUGGGUUUUAUUUAGAAAUAACCCCAUUUUAAUAUAUUUGCUCAAAUUACAACAGUGUCCGCUGCAAAACACAUUGCAGCAUUUUUGAAUUAAUUUUCUAUGAAAAUUCAGUGAUAGGCGUGUCGUCAAUAAUUACCAAGAAAGAUAUAGAAAAUGUACUUCCUCUUACUAUAAUUAGACCACAAUGAAACUUGUUAGGGGGAUUAUGCUUAGACUGAUUUGUGAAAGUAAAAAGUGACAAGUUACAUAAAGAACUUGUAUACUGUAUUGGUCAAAUUUAUUUUGUUUUAUAUGAAUGAUGCUGGUAAAUACAUUAUUAAUAGCAUAUAACAACAGAAGGGUAUGAUUCAAUGGGUCAGUCUUUAAUCACGAUAAAGAAAAAUAUAUUAAGUACCGGUACAGGCAAAGGAUAAGAUUUUGAAAGUUACCUUAAUAGCUGGAGAAAGGAUUUGGAUUGAAUUGGGCAGCAUGAAUUGUGAGGGAGUAUUUUUGUUAUAGGUGUUUGAAAAAAGAAAGAAAGAGAGAAAGCUGUUUAGAGUAACAUUGGAUUCAAAUUGACUUUAAUGCUCUUGUAUGAAGUUAUGGGCAGCUGUGAAAGUACAGUACAGUACUGUAUAAAUUUUAGCACUUAAUGAAAGAAUAAACCCUAUUAGAUGCUCCUAAUUUAACACCAUAAAUGAAGACUAUAAGUAACUAACAUUGUUGGGUUUUUUUCAGACUAAGUUCUUAAAAUUAGAAGAAAAAACUUUUAACCAAAAUUGAUUAUAGCAAAAUUUUAUGAAAAGUUUGCUUACUUAAAAAUUUAUUGAUUUUGUCAUUUUAAGUACAGUAUAGCAUAAAAAGUUUCAUGUUUAUGCAUACAGUUAGUUUGCUACUAUUUUUUGGCAUAUAUGGUAGGUCCGAUGUGCUGAGGCUUGGUAAUUGCAUAUAUUUUAGAUGCCUAGAUUCAGUUAUAUGUCAUGCCAUAGCCUGCUAUGGCAUGGGUGUCUCUUUUUCUUCUCAGCACCACGAGAAAUCUCACUUUUACGUUUGCCAGCCAUUUUAAAGGGAAUUACAAACGAACAUUUUGUCAGUACAAAGUGCGAUAACUAACGUCGGUACUAGAAAAUACAUAAUUUGAAAAAUAUUUUAUACGACCACGGCGGUCGUAUGUCCGGGUUGUCGUAAGUUGAGUAUGUCAUAAUUCGAGGAGUACCUGUACGUAUUGUCUUUAUAUACAGUGGUUAAGUUUUCAAAAAUUAAUAAAAAUUCCCAAAUUUUUAUUUGAAAAAGGAGAUAUUUUAGACACACAUGAAUGAGAAUGGCUUGGUACAGUACUUUAGUUUUGUGAAAUUUUUGGUAGUAAGAUGGUAGUUCCCCCCUCCCAUUUUUAUGGGGUUGCUAUUUUGGUUUAAAUUUAACCCCCAAUUGACACAAAUGUGAGAAUAAUGUACAAAGAUAUGGUGUGUAUAAUAGGAAUGAGCACAAGAUCAUGUGAUGAAUAUGUAAAUAGAUAAAGGUAGAGCAUCUCUUAAUGUUAACUGUACAGUAAUCAGAUUUUUUUUUUUUUGUGAUUGAGACAAGAAUACUUUGCUCAAAUGUACUGUAUACAGUAUAUACACACUGCCUCACAAUAUUUUCUUAGUCUUUAAAGGAAAAAAAAUACUAACUACUAAAAGUAUUUAAAUCAGUAGCCAUAGUCAAAUAUUCAUUAUUUGGUGCAGAUCUAAGAUGAUUUAAGGUCGUUUCAUUUACAAUAUUUAUGGAUCAUGUAAGAUUUAAUUUUUAAUGUAAGUGUUUAUUUUUAUAUGUUUGAAUUACUGUACUGUGCACAAACUUUUUGCUUCACAAAUGGUAAAUUGCAUGUACAAGUAAACCAAAAUUUGCUGCUGUUGGUAACUUAUAAACUUAUUUAUUUUAGGAUCUACUUUAUGUUUGCCGAUUUGAAAAUGUGUGAUAUUCAUACUUUAUUAGGAAUGCAUCAUUUUGAUCAUAAGCUGCUCAAAUGUUGAACACACAAAACAGUACAGCAUUCCCUCAUCAACAGCAGGAGUUACAUUAUAGAAUUCUACCCUGGUUGGCAAAGGUUAAGCAUAAUAAAGGAAGUAACUUCAAUGUCCAGCUGAAAAGUUGAAGAUACGUAUAGGGUGUAUGUUAUACUUUAAAAAAUAUAUUAUACUGUACAGGCACUGUACUUGAAAAACAUUGUAAUGGAGCAGGUCUCCCCUGAUGCUGCAUGCCUGGCUUCAAAGUUUUACUGCUUCCCUGGCAAUACAACUAGGAGUUUGAAGACCUCAUACCAUACAAGAUUUUCAUAUGCAAAGGUGUGUACUGUAUGAGUAAUUUUAUUUUAUUUUUUUACACAAGAUCAUACACCUAAGGGCCAAGAAUACAGCUGUCAGAGUAGGCUCCUGUCUGUUUGUAUGUCUGGCAGCUUUAUAUCUCAGUUAUCCCAUAGCACAGGUACUUGUAUUUAUUUUUCUGUUUUAUUCAGUAUUAACUUGUUUUAUUAUACUGAUUUAUUGCAUAGUUUUAUUUAUACAUAUCUCAGUGAAAAUUUGUUAUUGCAUAGAAAUUUUUAAAAUCUUCAAAACAUAUAACCAGAUAUAUUAUUCA